This is a messenger RNA of Colletotrichum karsti, 2109 nucleotides long. RefSeq names its product manganese ion homeostasis. The record is from RefSeq and is a predicted model, not a curated record. Bases 1 to 2109 code for a protein of 702 amino acids. Gene Ontology annotation, cellular component: endoplasmic reticulum. Gene Ontology annotation, biological process: GPI anchor biosynthetic process. The transcript is spliced from 2 exons. NCBI's taxonomy places the organism in Eukaryota, Fungi, Ascomycota, Sordariomycetes, Glomerellales, Glomerellaceae.
AUGAUGGCUCCGCCCAACAGCAACGGCUACGCCUACAAGGGCAAAUCGGCUUCUUCUUUGCCCUUUCAACACAAUGACGCCAGCUUCCGCGACCGCGCCAGACCUGUCAUCGACGCAGCUGCGCGCCUAUCGCGAUCAAUCUGGGCUUACUGGCAGACCCGCGGACGGCGUUCGGCGAUCAACAUGCUGUACAGGGCCGGCUGGCAGUUGCGCCAGAACCUGACGGCGCGACGUCUCCUGAGCUUCCCCCACCUUCUGGUGUGCUUUUGGAUGCUGGUGCUUCUUUGGGGCGAGCGCUGGGUGUUUAGCAGUCGCGUUGCCGAAUGCAGAUGGAGCAACUGGGAGAAUUGGCCUUCCGGAACGAACCCUCACCACCUCAUCGUCGUUGCCGACCCCCAGAUCAUCGACCCUCACUCAUACCCUGGCAGGCCGUGGCCUUUGUCCGACCUGACCAUACUCAUUACCGACAACUACCUUCGAAGAGGCUUCACCCAGCUCCAGUCCCAGCUGGUACCCGACUCGCUGUUCUUCCUGGGCGAUCUUUUCGACGGCGGGAGAGAGUGGAAGACGGGCAAGACCGACUGGCCAGACCCCGAGUGGGCGGUUGCCCGUCGGCCGAAGAACGAGUUGAAGCAUGUCAAGGAGUGGAACGAACAUUACGGAGACAAGUUCUGGUUGAGCGAGUACGAGCGAUUUGGCGAAAUUUUCUUCAAUAAUUGGGCGAACCUAGGCGGCACGAAAGCCGGCAGCUGGCAGAGGGGGCGCAAGUUGGUGGCGGGCUUGCCAGGAAAUCACGAUCUCGGCUUCGGUGACCAAGUCAAGGUUUCGGUCAGGGAGCGCUUCGCUUCCUACUUCGGAGACGUGAACCGCGUGGAUGUGGUUGGCAAUCACUCGAUCGUCUCAGUUGACACCGUCUCCUUGAGCGCAAGCUCCUCGCCUCAAGCAGAACGGGGAGACUUGCGACCAAUUCACACACCAACCGACAUCUUCCUGAAAGAUGUCAAGUUUACCAAGAGGAAGGCGGUGGAAAAGGAGCUGCGUUUUUGGAGGGGCGAUGUGGAGGGCCUCAACUACAACCACCUAGUCGAGGAGCUGGACACGGCAAACGUGGACAACGUCCCGACUAUUGCGCCUGGCGAAGAUGGCCCCGAUUUUCCCACGAUCCUCCUCACACAUGUGCCAUUGUACCGAGACCCUGGAACCCCCUGCGGACCGAACCGCGAGCAUUGGCCCCCUGCCAAACCGCCAAAGGGACAAAAGGGCCCUGUUAUUCCCGACCACCGGAACGCCAUCUCUGUUUCUAAAGGCUAUCAGUAUCAGAACGUGCUGAGCGAGGACGAUUCCGUGAAGCUUGUCAAGAGUGUCGGCAACAUUGUGCAAGUUCUUUCCGGAGACGACCACGACUACUGCGAGAUCGUCCACUCGCCUCAAAAGGACAAUGUGCGGGAAAUCACUGUGAAGAGUGUGAGCAUGGCCAUGGGUGUACCCACGCCUGGUUUUCUCAUGCUCAGUCUUUACAACCCUGUCGAUGCCAACGGCAAGCCCAUUCCCGGAGCUCCGGAAAAGACAUUGCAGACUCACCUGUGUCUCUUGCCGAACCAGCUCGCGACCUACGCGAAGUACAUCGGAUUGGCUUUCGUCAGCAUCGUCGCGAUCAGUAUCAGAUCCUUCCUGGUGCCCGUCCUCAACCUGACGCCGUUUGCUCUGGAGGCAGAGCAGCCGAAGACUAACAUCCUACCUACCUUUAAGGAAAAGGUGGAAGACGAAGGCACGUACAACAUGCGCUCGACUUCUGCGUCAUCCGGAACCCGGUACCAGACCAACUCCUCGUCGCGGACCAGGAGCGGAUCGCUCAUGAAUGGCUCCGCUCCGCCCGCGCUGCCCCCGAAGAGCAAGCUCAAAAAGCAGGCCUGGGGCCACCGCGCCCCGCGGAUCGAAAUCUUCCAGGACGACUUCUACGGUGCGGGAAAGCCUCGCCUGACGUGGAAGGCGGCGUCCCAGCGGUCGCGGACGACGAUCGGAAGGGUGCUGCGGGAGAUUGGCUUCUCGACGUGGAGGGUCGUGUGGAUGGUCGUCUUGUUUUGGGCAUAUCUUGCAUAUAAGGGAUAG